Aspergillus thermomutatus is the source of this 846-nucleotide messenger RNA. RefSeq lists its product as uncharacterized. NCBI's taxonomy places the organism in Eukaryota, Fungi, Ascomycota, Eurotiomycetes, Eurotiales, Aspergillaceae. The transcript has 2 exons. Bases 1 to 846 code for a protein of 281 amino acids. The record is from RefSeq and is a predicted model, not a curated record.
AUGACUGCAGUUCAGCCCCAUACUCUGCAUAGCCUGGGACCGGUUCACCCACCCAAAGUCGAGAAGAGGGCUAUCAAACCCUCGAUCGCGAGACAUGUCAACAUUCACGUCAACGAUCCGCUCGAUCAUGACGCACCGGCCAUUCUACACGAACCUCGCAGCUACAGCGUCGUCGAGUCCAAGGGGUCGGCAGUCGUAUUGGUCAGCGGUGCGGGUGGAGGAGUCAGUGGGCCCGCCGGUAUCUAUCCUUCUCUGGCGGAUAAACUCGCCCUACUACUUGGCAUCCCCUGCAUCCGACUCGACUACCGCCAUCCAGCGAGGACGGAGUACUGCGCCGCCGACAUCGUCGCCUCGUUCACCUACCUGCGGGAGCACUUCAAUUCAUCGAGCUUCGUCCUCGUCGGCUGGUCCUUCGGCGGGAGUCCCUGCUUCACCGUUGCGGCUCAGGAGCCCGAGCGUGUCCGCGGCGUGGCUACCGUUGCGUCGCAGACGGCGCAGACAUCCGGGAUCAGAAAACUGAGUCCGCGACCGGUGCUCUUGCUGCACGGGACCGAUGAUAUGGUGCUUUCGGCGGCAUGCUCGGAGACUCUGUACAAGGAGUAUGGGAAUAAGGGGCCCAGGGAGUUGAAGCUGCUCCCCGGGGAUGACCAUGGACUCACGCACCAUGCGUCUGAAGUGGAAAGGAUGAUCUUUGAAUUUGCUGCUAAAACGCUGGGAUUUGAGAAGCUGUUGAAUCAGCCCACGUUGGAUCAGGCUGGAGAGGAUCUGGUUGAGAGUCGGGAUGAGAGGGUCAGAGAGAUGCAUGAAGGGCAUGAUCUUGAGGGCGGCGAGAGGUUGGAUUACUAG